GAGAAGAAGGUUUAGUUUUGAUACACGUCAACAGUAGCUCAGCCCAAAUCUGUAACCAAGACCAGCCGCGAUCCCAGCCAAGAUCGUCAACUUGCUUCGCCAGUGAGAGGGCGUAUUUGGAGGAACCCCUCCAAGAAUCAUUAGGGAGUGUGUCGUGAACCUGGAGGACAGGAAGAAAAACAGGUCGCCAGGCUGUUUGCAGCGGGUGUAUAUAAAGACGCGAUUCGCUAGUGAAAGCUUUCUCAGUUCUUCGACUUGGUUUGAGCGCGCGCGCUCGUCCAGAUCCCUAUUGUGCGCUCCAGGACUUGAACCACCUACCGCUAUCCAGAACACUGCCCAAGUCCGUCGCCGACGACAUCGUUGAAGAGAGUGCCGAACGAGAUCGUUGUCGUCGUCGUCCGCGGUCGUGUCCAUAGCAGGUCGACCAAGAAGUGCACGAAGUGUGUAUGUGGAAAAAAAAACUGGUCGUCAACCAUCGUCGUAAGGCCACAACAGCUAGUUGGGCAAGUUGCCGCCGAGUGCCGUGCUAAGUGAGAGAAGGCGCUUUGCCCGGCCGAAAUCUCCAAAGUCAUAAAGUGGCGAUCCGUGGCAAGCAGCGAGCUCAGUCGUUUGUGUUCCGCGUUCGUGAGAGGUUCCUCGGGUCUUGAAGUCUGACUAGCUGAACAGCAGUGUGUGUAACGCGCGCGUGAUAUUGUUUCAUUUCGCUGGAAAAGUUCAGCGAUUGUGUGUGUGUGCGGACUGUUGAUUGGGUUGAAACAUACGACCGUAGCGAGAGAGACAGAGAGACCCAAGUGUGUUGUGCUUAGACGGACACGAACAAGUACGCGCUUUGUGUAAUCAACCGAUAAAAUGUGUGGAAUUUUCGCGUACUUGAAUUAUCUUACGCCGAAGACGCGGCGUGAGGUGCUGGAUCUGCUGCUAACCGGGCUGAAGCGGCUGGAGUACCGUGGAUAUGACUCCGCGGGUGUCGCCGUGGAUCUUCCGGAUCAGAGCGGGAUUGCCAUGUUCAAGAGAACGGGCAAGGUGAAGGUACUGGAGGAAGGGAUUAUUGAGCAGACGAAGGACGGUAGCUACGACGGGACUGUUGAAACACACGUUGGUAUAUCCCACACGAGAUGGGCUACGCACGGUGCACCGAGCGAGGUCAACUCUCACCCGCAGCGUUCGGAUGAUACCAACUCGUUCGUCGUGGUUCACAACGGUAUCGUGACCAACUACAAGGACAUUAAGAAGUUCCUGGAGCUGCGUGGAUACGAGUUCGAGUCCGACACCGAUACCGAAACGAUCGCCAAGCUUGUGCAUCAUCUGUACAUCCAGCAUCCGAACUACUCGUUCCGGGAGCUAGUUGAGCAGGUUGUCCAGCAGGUCGAGGGAGCGUUCGCGUUGGCGUUCAAGUCCAAGCACUUCCCUGGAGAGUGCGUUGUGACCCGCCGUGGUUCACCACUGCUGGUUGGUAUCAAGUCCACAACGAGCCUGGCCACGAACCAUGUUCCGAUUCUGUACGGCAAGGGACACCGCCAUGGAUCCAAUGGAAACAUUCAGUUUGAACCUACUCCGGACAACACUACCGACUUUAUCAACCCUGGUGAGGAGGUCGAGUACUUCUUCGCUUCGGAUGCUUCAGCCGUCAUCGAGCACACCAAUCGGGUCAUCUAUCUGGAAGAUGACGAUGUUGCUGCCGUCAAGAACGGAGCGCUGGGAAUUCAUCGGCUGAAGAAGUGCUUGGAUGAUCCACAUGCUCGUGAAAUUACCACGCUGAAGAUGGAGAUUCAACAGAUCAUGAAGGGAAACUACCGUUACUUCAUGCAGAAGGAAAUUUUCGAGCAGCCAGAGUCCGUGAUCAACACCAUGCGAGGACGCGUCAACUUUGAAUCGAUGAAGGUCACGCUGGGUGGCAUCAAGGAGUACAUUCCAGAGAUCAAGCGUUGCCGGCGGUUGAUGCUGAUCGCUUGUGGAACCUCAUAUCACAGUGCUGUCGCCACACGUCAGCUGCUGGAAGAACUCACUGAACUGCCGGUGAUGAUCGAGCUGGCUUCGGACUUCCUGGAUCGUAACACACCCAUCUACCGUGACGACGUUUGCUUCUUCAUCUCGCAGUCCGGAGAAACUGCCGAUACGCUGAUGGCCCUGCGGUACUGCAAACAACGCGGAGCCCUGAUCGUCGGAGUCACCAACACUGUGGGAAGUUCGAUCUGUCGUGAAUCACACUGCGGCGUUCACGUCAACGCUGGACCCGAAAUUGGUGUCGCUUCCACCAAGGCCUACACAUCGCAGUUCAUUUCGCUGGUCAUGUUUGCCCUGGUCAUGAGCGAAGACCGGCUCUCGCUGCAGACGCGACGAGAGGAGAUCAUGGAGGGACUUCGCCAGCUGGACACACACAUCAAGCAGGUCCUCAAGCUGGACCAAAAGGUGCUGGAAAUCGCACAGGAUCUCUACCAGCAAAAGUCGCUGCUCAUCAUGGGUCGUGGCUACAACUUCGCCACCUGCAUGGAGGGUGCCCUCAAGGUCAAGGAGUUGACGUACAUGCACAGCGAAGGCAUCAUGGCCGGUGAGCUCAAGCACGGCCCGUUGGCCCUCGUCGACGACACCAUGCCGAUCGUCAUGAUCAUCAUGCGCGACCCGGUCUACGUCAAGUGUAUCAACGCCCUGCAGCAGGUCACGGCCCGCGAAGGACGACCGAUCAUCGUCUGCGAGGAGGGCGAUGCCGAGACCAUGAGCCUGGCCUCGAAAGCCCUGGAGAUCCCACGCACCGUGGACUGCCUGCAAGGCAUCCUGACCGUCAUUCCAAUGCAACUGCUGUCGUACCACAUCGCCGUCCUGCGAGGCUGCAACGUCGAUUGUCCCCGAAACCUGGCGAAAUCCGUUACGGUCGAAUAGGUCCAACUUCUUCAGAACACUCCCAACACAUCCGCAGACAGUAUCGAUUUCGCUUUUAUUUCCACAUGACGAUAGAGGAGAGUACGGGGAAGUCCGUUAUUUUACAAAUCCAGCGGAUUUGUUGUUGAUUGCAAAACACACACACAACCCCAUGAGAAGAUAGUGUGGCACGGAACACCCCUUCCACGUCUGCAAAGCCAAGUGCAAUACACCACCACUACUACUGAGAAGUGGCCACUUAUCAACUGCGGAGCAUCGCGAUGCAAUCAUCGCCACCUUCGAGGGGAUCGUGUAAUAUCGGAAGGAGGAACGGAGAAAUGACACACACUCUUUUGCUGUACUGUCUCUGCUGGUGAUCGUGAUUUAAUAAUAUAUUGAAUAAUCGAAAUAAUGAUGAUGAUGAAAAAAAAAAUUUUAUUGUUUGUUUAGACGAGAAUGUGACAAAAAUGAGCCAAGUUUAUUUUUUGUACCACACUACUACACACUGUGAGAAUGAUGUUCUUUUUAUAUGUAAUUUGAAAAAUAAAGUAUUAGUGCUUAUUCUUUUUUCGACAAAA
This is a messenger RNA of Culex pipiens pallens (northern house mosquito), 3434 nucleotides long. RefSeq names its product glutamine--fructose-6-phosphate aminotransferase [isomerizing] 1. Lineage: Eukaryota; Metazoa; Arthropoda; Insecta; Diptera; Culicidae. The transcript has a single exon. Gene Ontology annotation, biological process: UDP-N-acetylglucosamine metabolic process; carbohydrate derivative biosynthetic process; protein N-linked glycosylation. The record is from RefSeq and is a predicted model, not a curated record. Gene Ontology annotation, molecular function: carbohydrate derivative binding; L-glutamine:D-fructose-6-phosphate transaminase (isomerizing) activity. Bases 850 to 2877 code for a protein of 675 amino acids.